Messenger RNA from Ipomoea triloba (trilobed morning glory), 732 nucleotides. RefSeq names its product dirigent protein 22-like. NCBI's taxonomy places the organism in Eukaryota, Viridiplantae, Streptophyta, Magnoliopsida, Solanales, Convolvulaceae. The transcript has a single exon. The coding region runs from base 1 to 567 and encodes 188 amino acids. The record is from RefSeq and is a predicted model, not a curated record.
AUGGACAUUUUUGUUCUGCUUUGCCUGAUGUUCACCGCCACUUCAGCGGCGGCGCGUGGCGUCGCUUUUGAUCCCAAGGCGGUGGACCAGUGGUUCGAAAGUCUUUCCUACGCGAAAGAAAGGGUGACUAAACUGCACUUUUAUUUUCAUGACAUUGCCAAGGGCAAAAACCCAACCGCUCUGCAAAUAGCUCAGUCCAACAUUACGAGCAAAUCAAGUACCUCCUUCGGCUCCCUGUCCAUGGCGGACGAGCCAUUGACGGUCGGCCCAGAACUGAACUCCACGAUCGUCGGCCACGCCCAAGGGAUGUACGGUUCGGCAUCAUUUAGCGAGAUAGGCUUGCUUAUGGCACUCAAUUUCGUGUUCACGGGAGGGGAAUAUAAUGGUAGCACUCUAAGCCUUCUUGGGCGGAACCCUACUUCUAAGGAGUACCGUGAGAUGCCCAUCGUGGGUGGGUCUGGUGUUUUCAGGCUAGCACGAGGCGUCGCCACCGCCAAGACUUAUUUGUUUAAUGUCACGUCUGGGAUUGCCAUUGUGGAGUAUCAUGUUACGGUAUUGCAUUACUGAUGCGAUUGGAGUAUAUGUGUGGAUCGGAUCGGAGGUGUAUGUAUUAUCUAUCUCAUCAAUCUCGUGUUUGUUUCUUUACUGGUUUGUGGAAAUUUACGUGGCAGAACAUCAUGUGUAUGUUUGUGUUGAUUAUGUGGGAGUUUUCACAAGUAUUUGAAAGUAAUA